UCAAUUAUAAUAUUGUUUUUUUUUUAAAUUAAAUUUAAUACCAAUUGAUAUUAAUCGGUAAUUAUCGGUAAUUAAUUUGUUUUUGGACAUCAUCUGCAAGUCAUGCAGUCAUUAAUUAUAAGUAGUAGUAGUAAACAGACAAACAAUAUUUGUUGUCAUUGUUUGUCGCGACUACUGAUGAUUAAGAAUAGAUGGACACAAACAACAACCACUAGACAACAGUUGAGGUCAUUGUCCACUAAAUGGCCAGAAGCUACCGAUACGGUCAUAAAACAACAGCCGAAGAAAGGAGGCGGUGGAGGAGGAAAACAGCCUAAUCUAAAGCCCAAACAAUUUCCCCGAUUGUUGAAAGAUUUGGACAGAUUUGAUAAGAAGCUGUCGGCUGCGGCUGCGAAAAAUUUGCGAUCAAUCGGUACCGGUCUAACAGAUUUGGACAUUGUUACCGCUACCGAAAUGGGUACCGACGAGGCCAGCUUUGAUUUGCUCGAGAGUUCUGCCGGCGUAUCCGACUAUAGUCUGGAUCAAUGGUUGGACACCGAUCUGAAUGUUUUGGCUCCCGAAGUCGAGGAACAACAGCUGUUUGUCGAUGACAUUGAUGUCGAUGGCGGCGCCGCCAAAAGUGAUACAAAAAGUGACAAGAAAUCAUCGAAAACGAAAAAACAGUCAAAGAAUUCUAUAAAACAGGAAGAGAUUCGCCGACAGCUAAAGGAUAUGGAUUUGAUGUCCAAGUCGUCGAGUCUGAGAUAUGCACUGAAAAGUUAUCUCUAUUCAUGUAUUUAUGCAGAUAUGGUACCGAAAGCUCAUUCAGUACUACUAUACUAUCGUAGCAAACAAUUGCGUACCAAACGGCUCAAAGAGAUGGACAAAGAAACCCUACCGAUCAAUGUUUCCGUUUAUAAUAUUGUACUGAAAGGUUGGGCACUGAAAGGAAAGACUGGAAAAAUCAAAGAGUUGUUUGCAUUUAUGAAGUCAUCAAAUGUCGAACCGAACACCGAAUCGUUUGCCUAUUAUUUAUUGUCAUUGUCUCGACAGACGACAACAACGACAACUGUUACCAAAGAUGACAUAAUGGAAGUGAUAAACCAAUUGAAUAACUAUAGCUUAAGCUUAGGAUCACUGUUCGAGAGGUGUUGUCUUAGUGUCGAUGAAAAGAAAGCUAUUCACCGAUUGUUGAGUACUAUAAUUACGAAUCCAAAGCUAAAUAGUCUAAGUUUUGCCGAUCGAUAUUCGUGUAAAUUAGCCGAAGAAGUGGAUAAAAUUGAGCAAAAAUUUUAUAAUCCGUGCGAAGGCGUCGACUUGAGUUCACUGGAGUCAUCAGUCGAGCAACAGUUUGCACUGGAAAUUCAGGGCAAUGUUAUUAUCAAAUCGAUUGCCGCAGAGGACACGGAUGUCAGUGAAAAUACCAGAAAUUUUUUGAAAAAUCAAUGGAUGAAAACGGAAAACGAAUGGCGCGAAUCAUUGAAACAAUCAUUUGUUACACAAAUCAAAGGAUUUCAGUAUCAAUCAAACGAAAUCAAUGGUAUGACUUUGUAUCCGUAUUUAGUUGUUUUGGACACAAACUAUUAUAUCGAUGCCAUCAUCGAAGAGAUUAAACUCUGUGCCAAUAUGAGCGAAUACUAUAGUCCGCCGUUGGCCACACUGUUUGCCAAUGUCGGCAAACGGGUAAUGUUGCGCUAUUUAGUUAAGGCACACAUCCGAGAUGGUACGGCUCAAGACUUUCAACAAUUAUACAGCGACUAUAUCCGAUACUUUCAGAAUCCUCAGAUGACCACUGCGGACAAUCCGCGUCAGUAUUGGCAACAAUUGAUGCUUAAGAACGAACACUUUUACAAUGAAAACUCUCGGGACAAACAGUGGCCAUAUCAUGUACAGGUCGGUGUCGGCAAAUUUCUCUACGAUUUGAUUAUCAAAGAAGUCAAAAUCGAUGUCAACGUAAUGAAACCGAACUGUAAGUCACAGAGAAAAGUGGCCGCUUUCGGUAUUACCUACAAACCGAUUGGUAAUCUAAGAUAUCAGCGCGAAUUUCGUGCCCAUCCAGUGGUCAUCAAAUUGCACCGAAAAGCCUGUUUAGAUAAACUUGUAUUCGAUAUCAAUAUGUUGCCAAUGCUAUGUCCGCCGACACCGUGGAUUUCACCGAAAUUUGGCGGCUAUUUGCUCAAUAAAACCGAUUUUGUCCGAAUGCCCGAAACACAUCAAAAGUGGAUGUAUAACCGAUACGAUAGGCAAAAAUUGUAUCCAACUUUCGAUGCACUCAACUAUCUAUCGAUGUGUCCCUGGAUUCUCAAUAAUUCUGUUUUAGACGUCGCUAUUCACUAUUUCCGUAAUAAAGGCAAUAAGACUCUGGAAAUUCCUAAACCACUUUCAGAGUUUCCUAUUUUACCGAAAAUUGAUGUAUCGAUGGACAAAAGUGAUAAAAUUCAUGUCUAUCGACAACGAAAUCAAAUGAAACGAGAAAUGGCCGAAAUGUAUAGCUUGUGGUGUAAUUGUCUCUAUAAGCUCUCGAUUGCUAAUCAUUUUCGUAACAAAGUAUUCUGGUUUCCCAAUAAUAUGGACUUUCGCGGCCGAGUAUAUCCAGUUCCUCCUCAUUUCAAUCAUUUGGGCAACGACUUGACCCGAUCGCUGAUACUGUUUGCUAAGGGACAGCCACUCGGCGAUCGGGGACUCGAUUGGCUGAAAAUUCAUUUAAUCAAUUUGACCGGUGCUAAGAAACGGUCGUCGAUUAGUGAACGCCUGGCCUUUGCCAACGAAAUUAUGCCAUUGAUUAUGGAUUCAGCCGAUAAUCCCAUGGAAGGCUGCAAAUGGUGGCAACAAAGUGACGAGCCGUGGCAGACGCUGGCCUGUUGUAUGGAAAUUGCCAAAGCUGUCCGCAGUCCCGAUCCCAAACAAUACGUUUGUCAUUUUCCAGUACAUCAGGACGGAUCGUGUAACGGUCUCCAGCACUACGCGGCACUCGGUCGCGAUCAGGCUGGAGCCGAAUCGGUAAAUCUGCAUCCGGCCGACCGACCCAAAGAUGUCUACAGCGAUGUGGCCGCACUGGUCGAAAAGUCGCGUCUGAAAGACGCUGCCGAUGGACACGAAAUUGCCAAAUUGCUCGAUGGUUAUGUCAAUAGGAAAACGGUUAAACAAACAGUGAUGACCUAUGUAUACGGUGUUACCCGUUUUGGUGCCAAACUUCAGAUAUUCAAACGUCUGAAAGAAACGGAUAGUUUUCCGAAAGACAAGGCAUUCUCAGCGGCCGUCUAUUUGGCACAUAAGACCUUCCAGUCUAUAGGGGAAAUGUUUACCGAAACCCGUUCCAUACAGGACUGGUUUACCGACUGUGCCCGACAGAUAUCGAAAGUCUAUGAAAAACCGGUCGAAUGGGUUACACCGUUGGGAUUUCCAGUAGUCCAACCCUAUCAUAAAGCGAAGACAAAGUUUGGCGAAACAUUUCUUGGUAUAGGAAAUGAGACAACUUUGAAAUAUUUGAGUCGAUCCGAUGCCUUCCAAAAACCAAAUUCAUUGAAACAGAAGAAUGCAUUUCCGCCUAAUUUUAUCCAUUCGCUGGACUCGUCGCACAUGAUGUUGACAGCCAUGCAGUGUCAUCGCAAUGGUAUAACAUUUGCAUCGGUUCACGACUGUUUCUGGACACAUCCCAAUUGUGUGGAACUGAUGAACCGCUACUGUCGACAACAGUUCAUUGCCCUGCAUUCGGAACCGAUACUCGACGAACUGUCCCAGCAUUUUAUCAAUGUAUACGGUUCGUUGCCGACGGCGGCCACAAUGUCGGCUAAUGUGACCAAAAAUGAGUUGCAAAAAAUCCAGGAACUGAUGGCCAGAAAAAUGAAAAAAGGAGACUUUGUUUUGGAUAAUGUCUACAAUUCUAUCUAUUUUUUCAGUUAA
This is a messenger RNA of Oppia nitens, 3882 nucleotides long. RefSeq names its product DNA-directed RNA polymerase, mitochondrial-like (gene mtRNApol). Gene Ontology annotation, biological process: mitochondrial transcription. Gene Ontology annotation, cellular component: mitochondrial DNA-directed RNA polymerase complex. The record is from RefSeq and is a predicted model, not a curated record. Gene Ontology annotation, molecular function: DNA-directed RNA polymerase activity; mitochondrial promoter sequence-specific DNA binding; protein binding. The coding region runs from base 103 to 3882 and encodes 1259 amino acids. The transcript has 6 exons. Lineage: Eukaryota; Metazoa; Arthropoda; Arachnida; Sarcoptiformes; Oppiidae.